Molecule: messenger RNA, 645 nt
Organism: Puccinia triticina
Lineage: Eukaryota; Fungi; Basidiomycota; Pucciniomycetes; Pucciniales; Pucciniaceae
Exons: 3
Coding region: 1-645 (214 amino acids)
Source: RefSeq, a predicted model, not a curated record
AUGCACCGACGGAAGUUAGGGGUGUACGCGGGGCUCAGGCUUCCUAGUCUGAGCAUCUGGUGGUGCGCUCCCCGAAUCUGUUCAGAUUUGGAGCAGCGUGAGAAUGGAACAGUCAGGAGCCCAACUCGAGGGGCAUCGGCUGCAAUCCAUCCUGACCUGGAUGGUGCGGCUCGAGACGAAGAGCUGACCCCUAUCAUCCCUAUGCUGCGUAGCAAGAAUGAAGAUAGCAACCCCGGGCCCAAUAACUCCGGUGACGUUCCAGACAAACCUGAAGAUAGCAACCCCGGGCCCGAUAACGCCGGUGAUGUUCCAGACGGACCUGAAAAUCACCGCAGUGAGCCGACGCCAGAUGAAACUCCCCUCCAACAGGAAGCCAUGUCAGUUGAACAACUGGCAGAUGAACUGGGCCUAGAUGUCGGUCAGAUUGAGCGGGUCCGACGAGUUGCAGCCCUGUCAGAGGCUGAUCGUGUGCUGGCUACGCUCAUGUACCUCAAAUCAAUCCGAGCUCAAGUCAAACCAUCUGGUACCCAGCGUGGGCCCGAACAUGUCCCAGCCCCCGUCCAUAUCCCCCCUGUUGAUGUCAAUCCCAGUAGGGGGUUUAUUUACCAUCGCGAUGUCCGAGUACGUCAACCCACCCAAGAUUAG